Melampsora larici-populina 98AG31 is the source of this 1425-nucleotide messenger RNA. RefSeq lists its product as uncharacterized. NCBI's taxonomy places the organism in Eukaryota, Fungi, Basidiomycota, Pucciniomycetes, Pucciniales, Melampsoraceae. The transcript is spliced from 9 exons. The record is from RefSeq and is a predicted model, not a curated record. Bases 1 to 1425 code for a protein of 474 amino acids. Gene Ontology annotation, molecular function: protein binding. Gene Ontology annotation, cellular component: Set1C/COMPASS complex.
AUGAAUCUCGAAUUACAAAAUCCAUUCGCCCAAGAUUUUCCAGAUAAAGUAGACACAACCUUAGACUCAUUAGCAGUAAUCACAAAGUUUAAUCCACACGGAUUAUUUGCUGGUCAAUAUUUAGCAAUAGGUAGAUUGGAUGGAUGUAUAACAAUUUUAGAUUUCGAAAGUAAACGAACAAUCAAAUUUUUCUUAGGUCAUGUUAAACCGAUCACUUCAUUAUCUUGGAGUAAAAAGUCGAAAUAUUUGUUGAGUGCUAGUAGGGAUUGGAAUGUGAUUGUUUGGAAUUUGUUGACGGGUGAAAGGAGGGACACUAUUCGAUUUGAUGCUCCGGUUACAAGUGCUCAAUUUCAUCCUAAGAAUAGUAAAGUGAUAGUGGUAACUUUACAAAGUCAAGAAGAAGCCAUCUUUGUAGACCUUAGAAGUCAAGGGGGACGUUGGGAGCUAGACUUUCAUUCCGGUGAUAAUCUCGCUGAUCCAUCCCAACCCGUUAACGUAACCCAAGUACAAGAUGAUGCACCGCGUAGGGGUAGGCAUGGAGCACGACGAAAACGUCAAGCUGCGACAGUUGUACGUUUUCACCCUAGUGGCGAUUUGGUCUACGUAGGAACUUCACAGGGAGCACUUCAUGUAUUCGAUGCAAGAACCAAACUGUUACUCAAAACCGAACAAGUUUCGAACAAAAACACAAUCAAAUCCAUGGAAUUCGAUACCCACGGUACUUCACUUGUUUUAAAUUCAGCAGAUCGUGCCAUAAGAGUUUAUAGUCUCCAAUCAACUCCAGAUUCAAAAGUUCCAAAUUUGAUUUUAGAUCAUAAAUUUCAAGAUGCAGUGGCCCGUACUCCUUGGCAAGGUUGUAAAUUUGGUUCUGAAUAUGUGAUUGGUGGUGCUGGUCAUAGAGAUUCUCAUCAAAUUUUUAUUUGGGAUCGAAGUUCUGGUAGUUUAACCAAGAUUUUAGAAGGACCUAAAGAUCCACUCGAAGAUUUUGAUAUUAGGUCUAAGUGGCACCCUAAUCGACCUAUCGUUGCAUCUGUGUCUAAUUUAGGAUUAAUUCAUGUUUGGGUCACAAGUGUUACAGAGAAUUGGAGUUCAUAUGCACCAGGGUUUGAUGAAUUAGAUGAAAAUGUAGAAUAUCAUGAAAAAGAAGAUGAAUUUGAUCAUGAAGAUGAAUUAGAUGUAGAAAGACGUAGAAAAGAUGAACAAGAUAGGUUUAUAGAUAUCUUUAAUUUAGACAAACCACUUUUACCUCAUACAAUUCCAAUUAAGUCAAACCAAUCUAAACCAGCUGAUGAUGAUACAAAUGAAGAUUUUUUUAUUCCAAUUGAUUAUGAUCUUGAAAAUGGUGAACAAGAAGAAAUCAUAGAUAAAGAAGAAGAUGUUAAAGGAUUUGAUCAAAGGAAUGAAUCGGUUUCUAUGCCUGGUUAA